This is a messenger RNA of Rhipicephalus microplus (southern cattle tick), 7644 nucleotides long. Its product is annotated as docking protein 5. The record is from RefSeq and is a predicted model, not a curated record. NCBI's taxonomy places the organism in Eukaryota, Metazoa, Arthropoda, Arachnida, Ixodida, Ixodidae. Gene Ontology annotation, biological process: cell surface receptor protein tyrosine kinase signaling pathway. Gene Ontology annotation, cellular component: cytoplasm.
CAGAUGAGAGAGGCGUUGCCCCCUGGUUGCCCCACGGAGGGGAGUGUGCGGAGCAGUCGAGCGAGGUGGGAAGGAAGUGGCCCCAACCUGAUUGAUGACGAUCACGGAAAAAGAAGGCGGAUACCGAGUGGGUUUGACGCGGAUCGAAGAUCCAAUUGUUAAUUGAGUUGUACCAGUGCAUCAAAUAGAACGAACAUGGGACGAGUUCCUGCGUUUAAGCUCUGCGCUUCACUGAUGAAAUCAGACACUCGAACGUAGUGCUACCGGGAGUGCCGAACGUUUUCGCGGUCUCAGGUAUCGCAGCUGUGAAGCCAUGGCAACAGACACUAGUGACAUCGCCAAGCAAGGCUACGUUCGAGUUCGCAGUCGUAACAUCGGCGUGUGGCAGCGGCGGUGGCUUGUGCUGCGCAAGGCAACUGGGACAACGGCAUGUCGUCUAGAGAAGUACCUAGAGGAAAAGCAUGCCCGUACCCACACUGGACAGAAAGUAGUACUCCUCACACCAGCCACCAGCAUCACCCGACUGCCAUCAAGUGUUCGGAAGCAUGCCUUCUCUAUCUGCUUUCAAGAUGGAUCAGUCAAAUCAGUGGCAUGCGAUUCUGAUCUGGAGGCAGACACAUGGGUGAAGUUGAUGGUUCAGGAAUGCCUUGAACCACAGUCUGGGCUCUCGGCUGGGGAACCAGAUAUAUUAAGUCCAGGGAUUCAGAAAGAGCUCCAAGAACAAUUUCAUGUCUAUUUGGUGCCAAGCCCAAAAUUGGAUGUCUUCGGCGAGUGUCUGCUACAGGUCACUCAUGAGCACAUAUACCUUUGGGAUCUGCUGAGCCCUCGAACCAAGCUGGCUGCUUGGCCCCUGACUGCUCUGCGACGCUAUGGCAGUGACCCAGCCAAGUUCACUUUUGAAGCUGGCAGGCACUGUGCCACUGGGGAAGGCAUGUUUGUGUUUCACACCCUCGAGGGAGAGAAGAUCUACUGCAAAGUUCACCAAGCAACCCUUGCCAUUGCUGAGGCGCAUCAUCGUUCCAGACGGCUGCAUGCAGUACCUUCAGCUCCGCCUCAGAGUCUGAUCCCGUCCACUGGCCCAACAUCAUCUGUGCCCUAUCGUAACUCCACCAGCCCCCUGCAGCAAUUCAGUUCAUCUGAGAACCUCCCAGGUAGUCAGGAGCGGACCAAUCAUACAGUAAUGCCCUUGCGGGAUGUGCCUACUACGUCGCAGUCUUUUGACAACAUCUUAAAUCCCCCUCGAGUUUCCAGUACUAUUGGAGGGACCUCGCGUUGCAGUCUGCGAUCCCAUCUUCUCCAGUUUCAAGCACGCUGAUUAUCCUCGCAAAUGUGAGAGACUGUGUAUGUGUGGGUGAAAUACUGUGUAUGUGUGGGUGAACUGCUGAACAGUUGAAGCUAUGAGCUUGUGGAUAGUGUUUUUUUAAGCACAAAGUAGUGGACUGCCUCCGUAGCAGCUUUGGACCUAUCUUCCUUUGGAAUGGAUGUAGAACACCCUUUACGACUCGCCGUGCAUGUGUAGAUGUUUGACCUUGUUUGGAUUUGUUUGUGCACUAAAUUGGACUUGUGCUUUACAAGAAUUUGUUGUUAUAUCUACUGAUGUUGCACUUUUUUUGUGACUUUUUGAGCAGUGUAGUACUUGGUAGAUGCCUCAUCUGCCACAAGUUGUGACACUGAAAUGUGUAUAUUUAAGAAACUGUGUUGUCCAUCUUUGAUCACAUCUUUACACAUUGUAGAUCUGGGCUGGUUGGUACAUGUUGCAAAUAUUAGUUUGCUGUAAGGCCAUUGCAAUUUUUUGCGUUGGAAAUAAGGGCGGCUAUAACAAUUUUGCUUGGAGAUAAACUUUCUUGCAUCAUUUAUUGUACUUGUACAUUGGAAGCUAAAGUUUGCCUGACGUGAGUGCUUUUACUAUCUAUGGCACGUCUCUGCACAGCCAUUUGUUGUUCUCUUAAAGGGGCCCUGCAACACAUUAUGAACACAGUCUGAAAAUACUGCAUGUGAACAUGAGUAUUGUGCUGCAUGCAGUAGAAAAUUUUCAAUUUAAUUUCAAAAGCAGCCUAAAAUUUCCCACACUUCCCUUGACAUAACACGCAGUCAAAGGGGCCGACUGUGUAAUUAUAGUGACGGACAAUGCCAUUGGCUUAUUUCAUGAUCGUGAAGACAUCCCCUGUAGUAUAUAUGUUUGCUUUGAGGUCAAUAAAUUAAGUCACAGCUUUGCCGCAAAGGCAAAGUAAUGAACGCCAUAGCAACAAAUUGAAAGGUCACGUGCAAAAUAGCAAGCAGAUCUAAACGUGCCCCGCAUUUCUCGCGCACAAAUGAUGCACGAAACAUACUCACAGGUACAGAUGAACACUAAUAAGUGCCUCAGUUGUUACUUCGCCGUGUCUGAAAAGCAUGCCCUUUUUGCAAACGGAGGCUGUGCAAUGAUUGCAGUGACCUUUGUGCGCCCAGUAACUACAGCAGAACUGUUCCGGCGAAAGCCCAAGGCCAGUCAAGACGUACGAUUGUCCCCACCGCGAGAUAAGCGCACGCAUGAGCGUCCAGCUUGUGCGCGCUGCCGCAUCAUGACAACGUGGCGACGUGCGCUCAUUGUGCCGUCUUGCUGAUAAUGCUGGAAACACGAUAGUUCCCCCCGAGAUGCCCGUAACCAGUGGUAAGUGGCAGACAAGUAGCUUGCUGUUUGGACUUUCAAGAAAGUGCUCCUUCAUUGCUCAGUGGCUAAUGCCUCGCACUCACAAUUCAGAAUUCCCACGUUCGAUUUCGCGCUCCAGAGUCUUUUCCUGGAUUUGUUUUUUCGUUUUCAUAUAUAUAGAUAAGUAUACAUAGACGAUAAGUGAUUCCGACAGCAAAAUUCAGCUGAGAGUGUCCAUAUAAUUGCUAUCACAAUAAACUAUACAUGUUUCUCUCUUCAGAAAAAAAUCGCAGCAUAUUCACGAAGUGAAUGAUGAUGAGUGGGGUGAAGCGCUGGAGGAUUGCGUAGCUGAGCCGUGAACCAUCUGUGAUUAUCGCCCACUACAUCAGCAAGGAUGUGACACACUGUAUAUAUUUAUACAAGAAAUUUUAUUAUUUGUAAGUAAUAGCUAUGCGUCGCUUUCGUUCAGCCUUCAUUAUAAUGGCUUUAUGGUCGUUGAAGUGAUGGAUCGGUAAUGGAGCGUAGUGGGAUGUUUGGAAUGACGAUGUAGUCGCAGUUUGCAAAGGUGGAACUACAGGAGGUCACGUACAAACUAGGGAUGGACACAGUGGGACAACUUAUGGUUCUUUAAUGUGCACCUGGGUAUAAGGUCUUGCAUUUCAUAUUGGCUACUUCUCAACAGUAUUUGCUUUAUUGUUGGUGAAGUCGUAGAUCGGUGAUUGGGCAUAGUGGAAUGUUGCAAGGACGAAGUAGUGGGCAGUUGGCAAAGGUGGAACUAUAGGUGACCAUGUACAUACAUAAAAGGGAUGUACAGACCCAUGCCUUUAGGAGCUUUGCCCUUAAAACUGGAAAGGUACUUAUCUUGGAACUUUGGGCCUCUAUCAGCCUUCAUUAGUUUCUCCUAAUUUUAUGAGAGGCAUUAUGUUGCAUAUUCCACGACUACUAUUUCAAACAUUACUUGCCUUAGCGGGUCACUUGUCUUAUCCUGGGUUCACCAUUACAGCACUUGGCAAUGCCUUUGUUGCUUCGAAAACUGCUAAGCCGUUCACAUUGCACGCUUUCUUUUUUUAUGUUUCAUACUAUUAAGACACCUUGCCAGGCAUCGCAUUGUGCUUAGCUAAGUGAAUUGGCUUGGAAAUGCAUUAUCUGAAUUUGUCUAUAAUGCAGGACAAAGCCAGUGCUCACCAGGUACUCGCAGAGCAUGCCACCAUGUUCAUCACCAUCCUACAGAAAGUGUGCAGACACAUUAAAGGUGGUGGGAGGGGAGGGGGGGUUGAAUGGUCAAGGAGGUCCACCAUGGUGGUACAGUGGUUGCAGUGCUUCGCUGCUGACUUGAAGGUCACUGGUUUGAUCCCAGCCGCAGCAGUAACACUUCAAUAGAACCGCAGGGCGUGGGUUCGAAUCCCGGCUGCGGCGGCUGCAUUUCCGAUGGAGGCAGAAAUGUUGUAGGCCCGUGUGCUCAGAUUUGGGUGCACGUUAAAGAACCCCAGGUGGUCUAAAUUUCCGGAGCCCUCCACUACGGCGUCUAUCAUAAUCGUAUAGUGGUUUUGGGACGUUAAACCCCACAUAUCAAUCAACAUUUCAAUAGAAGCGAAAUGGUAGAAACUCGUGUAUGGUGUCAUGUCAGUGUACAUUAAAGAAAACUAGAGGUUCGAAAUUUCUGGAGCCCUUAACUAUGGCAUUCCUCAUGAUCAUAUCACAGUUUUGGAACGUAAAAGCUCAGAUAUUACUGGAAACAGUCAAGGUCAUGUUGCUCACUGAUGUAGUACUUUGCCCCCUUUGUCAUGCUUCCCUGUGUAGGUUCAAGCAUUCGUUGGAAUGAAAGAAGACAAAAAGCACUUGGAGCAUGCAAAAGAUCUUUAUAACUUCAUUUACACUUGAUAGAUCUGAAAACUUCUUUGCAUCAAACAGUUCACGAGGUAGUAAACUAUGUUUUUGUGAUCAUUCCGUGAUUACUCUGACAAGUGUUGCAGGGCCCUCUUAAUUUUUUUUUAGUAUUUUUUGAAUGAGUGGCUUAUGAAACUGAACGAAUGCACUGGACACGGGAUUUGGCUCAUCAGUGAGCUCUUUUGCAUUUUUAACUCGUAUUGGUAUUUAUAUUUGUUUCAACUAUCACAAAUUAAGUGUGUACUGCAGUCAUAUUCAUAAGGUAGAUCUAUAGCAACUCAGUUUUCAUGGUGUAGUUAGAAUGUGUUGCUAUGAUGUCGUCUCUGCUUGGGCAGAAGAUAUUCCACCACUAUGUUUUUUGUGUUGUCAUGCAUUUUAGUUGUAUGCUAAUAUUCAUGUGUGCUGUGCACAGACUCUUUCAUGGUUUAGCUAUACUAACAAAGUCAAUUAAUAAAGAUUGUAUAUAAGUAGUGCUGCAACUAAUAUAGUGCAUCCUUUUUUUCAUCCCUCUUUCUUGUGUUUAAAAGGUCUUCUAAAUUAGUUGAACCAACAAUAAUUAUUUAAACACCGCAGGAAGAUUAGAAAAUUAAAAGCAGUACCUGGUGACUAGUUUCCGUAUGUGUGAAACAGUGGAGGCUUUCACUUUUUUCUUUUAUGUAACUCUGCAGUCAUGUUUCUUGUGGACCAGUGCUUAUUUGUUAGAACUCAGUUAUUUUUUUUUUCUAUGUCUGGAGUUUUCACUGGCCAUUGCAAUAUGCUUCCACCCUUGUUAGUUAUUGUAGAUGUGAUAACCUUAAAGAAGUGUUUUGCUGGGUGUAGUGCCUAUAUUUUAUGCCUGGCAUAAUGUCGUAGAUAUAGAAAGCAAAUGCAGUGAAUAAUAUUGUUUGAGGCGCGAGGACAGUAAAGCAACUGAGCUUGUAAUGGAAGGAUUGAAGGGUUUUUAACUAAGUGCUAGAUUGGGGAACUAGCUCUAGUUCAGUGAUUGUGACUUGGCUGUUUGUGUUGACAUUAUUUUGCUUUACAGACAUCAAUUUCAUGAGUGGAGAAAUUUAGUAUCUACAGUUUCUAUAAAAUUCAUACAUUCACCAUAGGAGCUUCACUGAUAAAAAUUUGUGCCCUACUUUGUAGCACAGCAGUACAACUCGUUUUGUAGCAUGAGAGUAACAGCAGCCUAAUACCCCUGUCACACGGCAAAUGUAAUGUCAUUAACAACGAAUCACAUUGCCCUGCCGCGGUGGUUUAGUGGCUUAGGUACUUGGCUGCUGACCCGUAGGCCAUGGAAUCAAAUCCCGGCUUCAGCGGCUGCAUUUUCAAUGUAAGCAAAGAUGCUGUAGGCCCAUUUGCUCAGAUUUGGGUGCACAUUAAAGAACCCCAGGUGGUCGACAUUUCCGGAGCCCUUCACUACGGCAUCUCUCAUAAUCAUAUGGUGAUUUUGAGAUGUUAAACCCCACAUAUCAACCAAUCAACUAAUGACAUCAAGCAGACCUAAUUUCUUUUUACCUGCAUGCUGUCACACGACGAAAACAGAUGUCAUUUUGUAAUGAUGACCAAGACGUUAGCCCUCCUGAGCCGUGAAUUUUAGGAGAAAUAAAAAUAUACUACAUCUUGCAUGUAACAUGCGCGUAUCCACAAUAAAAAUUUUUAUGGGUAAAAAGAUGCUCCUAGAGUAUAAACGCAGCCAUUUUACACUGCUUGCCACAGCUGCACGACACACUCGAAAACCAACAUGGCAAAGCGGUAUGACCGUGCAUAAGUACAGGUAUAGUACAGUGAAAUGAAGCAGGGCGCAUGACUGAAUUCCCGGCUGCAAAAAUGAGAUGGCGGCAGCGAUUUCGUGUAGUCACCCCCUUGGUCACCACAACACGUGCAAUUUGACAAUCAACAUCCGCAAUACAAGCAACAACGACAACAGAGCGAAAAUGAAAUGUGGCCAGUGUCCAGUCUAUGUAGUUAAGAGUAGCUUUUUUUUUUUAGAAACGCUUGCGCAUGCUAUGUGUUAUAAAACCAGUAAUAAGUUGAUCUAGUAAAGAACAAGAUAUUUACAAAUGUUAAAAGUUGAGUUUACAUAAGUUAACAGUCAUCUCCAUAAACGUCCCUGACAUCGAGACUACUCAUUCGGUUUGAAAUCAAAUGCGAAUGUGUUUCAGGAACUCAUUCGACAGAAAAUGUCACUCUUGUCAAAUGUCAUUAGUUUCCCUGUGUGGCAGCAAACGGAUGACAUUACAAGCGAAUGUCAUCAUAUUUGCCGUGUGACAGGGGUAUUAGACAAGUCGGUGAGCUAGAGAAAGUGUGCACGACAGUGAAUUGGACAUUGAUGUGUCAUGUGGACUGGCUCACUUUCAUUUUUUAUCUCUGGAAUCGAAACUUGUACCACAGUGCUUGCGUUAACCCAAAUUCGAGCAUGUAGUUUUUGUGGCAACCUUUGUCAAGAGUAUACUGGCCUCUGUCUUCAUAGCUAUUGCUGAGCCAUGUGGCGAUGCUGCCUCUACAGUCCUGGAGUUGCACAACUCUGAAGAGCAAGAGAGUUCUCUAUCUUCUGUGUAUACAUGCUGGGUAUGUGUUGGGUUUGCUUUGGGUGCCCAUGGCUCACAUACUAGCAUUCUGCUCUAAUCCAUGUGCAGUCCAGCCUAAAUACUUUUGACAAUGAGUGAACAGCAUUGUAUAUUUAUGUGUAUGUUUGUAAAGAUUAAAGCUGCUGCGCGUGCUGGCAAGCCUCACUGUCCACUUGUCAAACCCUGUUGGCCUAAAAAUUACUUCUGGUUAUACUUUGUAUGCCUGAAGCUAUUGCUUUUUUAUGAGCUGCGUCACAAGCAUGCCAAGGAUUGAGAAUUAUGGAAGUAAUGGAGCUUGUAAGCUUAUACUCUACUUUUAGUAUAAGGGAAAUAGGUGGGCCAAUGGUUAAUUAUUUAUCCUGUUAUAACCAUUUCUAGAUACGAUAGACAUAUGAUUUGGUACUCAUGGUCAUUUAUUGUGGUCAGCUGACUACAUAAUAAAUUGCUUGUGCAUUGGUGUUGUCAAGUAUGUUAAAAUUUUCCACUUUUAUUUCAGUGUUGCCAUGUUGUGCAGUUUUAUGAAAAUGUGAAGAGAACAUUUCUGGCAUACUGAAAUGUCUUUUUAUUAUUAUUAUC